This is a messenger RNA of Hermetia illucens (black soldier fly), 1412 nucleotides long. RefSeq names its product CKLF-like MARVEL transmembrane domain-containing protein 4. The transcript is spliced from 3 exons. The record is from RefSeq and is a predicted model, not a curated record. Gene Ontology annotation, cellular component: membrane. Bases 328 to 849 code for a protein of 173 amino acids. Lineage: Eukaryota; Metazoa; Arthropoda; Insecta; Diptera; Stratiomyidae.
GUUACAUUCGCGGCCUGAAGCCGAUUCAGUCGUUUUAACGCGCUCGCAUAGUUAACAACUUUCUUACGUUUUCGUUACGUGUCCCCGUUCUUUUCUGAUUCUUUUGAAUGAAACAGAAUCUCCCGCCCUGACUCAAGAAGUUGAACACAAAGUUGAAUUGAAUCCGUGAAGUUGAUUGUUUUGUGGUUGAUCGUGCGCAUAGUGAUUGUAACGGUUGGGUAACUUCCGAAAAUCAAUUAUUCGAGAAAUUAGUGGAUGAUUGGAGUAGAAAAGUGAUUUAUUGGCUUUUGUGACGAUUAACGAGGGUUUGCCAGCUACACAGCGUUCAUGAUGACGGAAACAGUGGUCACGGUCGAUCCCAAUCGCAAUCCUAAUCCAAAUCCUGGACAACAACCAAAACCUGCGGGUGGUGCUUUGAGCUGGUUGAAGUUCAACAUUGACUACUUUACGACCAUUCCUGGAAUUUUGAAAGCAGUGGAGCUGAUCCUUGGCAUUAUUUGCAUGGCCUGUGCAUCACCUGCGUUUAUAUCAGCAACACACUACUUCCUCUUCGUAGCAGUUGUGUCCUUCAUUGCGACAUUGCUUUGGUCGUUCGUUUAUCUGCUGGGAAUCCGUGAGGUUCUUAAUUUGACGAUUAAUUGGAUAUUGACGGAGAUGAUCAAUACAGGCAUCAUAACUCUUCUGUAUCUAAUUGCCUUCAUUGUGCAACUGGCUUCAUGGUCAAGCCUCUACGGAUACGGCAAGGGGUCGAACAUCGCUGCCGGUGUCUUUGGUCUUUUCAACACAUUAGUUUAUGGAUUCGGAACGUAUCUGCUGUUCAUAGAACACAAAAAUAGUUUAUCAAAUUAGAAUAGUGGACUAUCUUUAAGGAUAAGUUUCUUCUUUUGUUUAUCUAACUAAAUUAAAUUCAUCUGCCAAUCCAAUGUACAUGUACAUACUUAUCACAACUAAUUUCCAUUAAGACGUAAUUGGCAGAAAGUCGUUCAAUUGUGUUCUCGAGGCUAGAAAUCGACGCGCGGAUGCGGGGAUUCAAUCUAAAAUUAGCGUUUUUCACAUCUGCAGAUCAAUUGGUUUUUAUAUCGACACGAAAAGAUAUUGCGAUCUAGCAAUCUGAGCUCCCUGAAGUACCAAUGAGCAACUUUCACCCCAAAAUCGACAAAUCCAACAUUUUAUGGGCUAGGAAACACGAAUAAUGUUGAAACGAAGUAUGUGGUAGUAUCUAAGCUGUAAAUUGACGGUUUAUCCUUUUCUUUCUAUUAAAACUUUUCCAUAUUUAUUUUAACUCAUGAAUUUAAGAAUUUAAGGACUAUGAUUCAUCUUUGUUGUAACUACGCCGUAUGUAUUUAUAAAAUGUUAAUAUAUAAUUUUGAGAGGAUUAUAUUUUGAAUAAAGUAAUUUAAACUAGUGUUUAA